This is a messenger RNA of Haliotis rufescens (red abalone), 672 nucleotides long. RefSeq lists its product as uncharacterized. Bases 241 to 657 code for a protein of 138 amino acids. The transcript is spliced from 5 exons. The record is from RefSeq and is a predicted model, not a curated record. Lineage: Eukaryota; Metazoa; Mollusca; Gastropoda; Lepetellida; Haliotidae.
GCUGAUCCGUCACUUUUGUCGAUGUCACCCUCUCCAGAAGCCUUCAGUCUGUCGUUGUACAACCAGAGAGUAGGUGACGUGUUUACUGGGUCCUCAGACUUACACAACUGACUACUUGGUCGCAUCUGACAUUCUUCCAGAAAUAUGAUAGCUGGGAUACCGGCUCCUGCUAUGGACGUAAAAGGGCAAUACCGCGACCCGACUCGGUCAUCGCACACUCUACUGUCAUAAUACGACAAAAUGACUACAGUAUAUUCCUCGAAAUACAAUGAAGACGACAAAGCUGAAGCCCUGGACAUUCUGGAGCAGAUUACUGACAAGAAAGUGGAUCGCAAAGUGGUCUUUGAUCGCUACACGCAGAUUAGUCAUCAGUACGAAAAAGCUAUGGUCGUUAUAAACUACAACGGUCCCAGGGAAACAGCUGCAACAGUGGCACAGCUGUUUCCAAGCAACAGAAACAAUGUCUGUAUGUUAGAUGUCGCGGCUGGCACAGGCCUCUGUGCGAUUGAGCUCAACAACUAUAAUUUCCUGGAACUAGAUGCGCUUGAUGCAUCAGAGGGAAUGUUAUUAGAAGCCAAAAAGAAGAAACUCUAUGGCCGCUACAUCAUUGACGUUUUAGGGGAAAACGCACUUGAUAUCAAUGACGGUAAUAUAUAAAAUAGUUCCGUUUUA